Molecule: messenger RNA, 3229 nt
Organism: Aedes aegypti (yellow fever mosquito)
Lineage: Eukaryota; Metazoa; Arthropoda; Insecta; Diptera; Culicidae
Product: hydroxymethylglutaryl-CoA synthase 1
Exons: 1
Coding region: 1134-2528 (464 amino acids)
Biological process (GO): acetyl-CoA metabolic process
Molecular function (GO): hydroxymethylglutaryl-CoA synthase activity
Source: RefSeq, a predicted model, not a curated record
AAAAGUGGUGUUGGGCGCAAGCGCGCUGAAUCUUUGAAUGGAUAAAAUUGUUGUUUAAUUAUUCUUUAAUUGUUUAAAAAUUGUUAAGUUGAAUAGUGAUCAAGUUGGAAAAGUGAAAUAUUCGUCUACACGCCGAGAGGAUUCCAUGGUUUCGCCGUGGUAAGUCCAGAAGAAAACUUUGUUUCAUAAACUUUUUGUUUUCUUCCUGCUCUUUCGAUGAAUGAAUCGGAAGAGGGUUUGUUUUGGAUGCACUUUCACUUCGCCUGACAUUUCGUUGCGCUUUUCCCAUUGAUGACGACGAUAAACCACAUGAUUCAGCAGCCAACCAGUCGAUCGGGUUUUUGUGUGCGAUUCGCUGCGUGUUUUAUUUCGAUCAGGUGUGAAUCAGGCUACACGUACGGAAUCAUCAUCCGAUUUGCCAAACGAAACUCCUCCAUUUGGCUGCUUCAGCUCUUCGUGUGCUAGAAGAGGGAGCCCCAAAAUUGAGAACCGAUUCCAUUCAAGAGCGAGUGGCCACAGAGCGGUUCUUCACGAAGAGGUGUUGUAUUACUAUAUCAUCACUACUGGCUAAGCGACUGGCUCAAGAGGCAAGACUCAAGACGAGGCUAUAGGAGCGGAGGAAAACUCGUUUCUCGUUUACGGUCCGUUGUCAGCGAUUUUCACUUUACCUCGGCGCGUGAGUCCAGUUUCGCAGUCAUCGUUCGGAGUUUCGUUCAGUCGGACGUGUUUCGGUUUCGGUUCCCAGACAAGCAGCCUUAGAUUUGGUUCACUCAAAAGGGCCAUUCCUAGACAGUUCCUCCCCCCCAGAAAAGCUCUCUCUGUUCGUGUGACAUAACUGGUUACCCUCGGAAGUACUGGUUCAACGUGUCCGGAAUUAUAUAAUAUAGAAGCACAAGGAGCGGUCAGUUAACGAGUUCACAAAAUCUGACCAAUUGGCCCACUGAAGGAAUAACGGUGCUCUUGAGAGAAAGUGUCUUGAAUGGAAGACGUGGAAGAGUGAAGCAGACGAGAAAAAAAGAAAGUUACACUUUUGGCUGCCCGUUUCAUCUUCUGUCGUGUGGCUUUUGAAGAAGAAAGUUUCGCUUGUUGUAAGUUUACGCUUCGAAGUUGAUUGUGAAUUAACACACGUUACGAUGAGCAGUUGGCCGGAGAAUGUUGGAAUUUUGGCGCUGGAGGUGAUCUUUCCCUCGCAGUAUGUGGACCAGACGGAACUGGAGGUUUACGACGGAGUGUCCGCGGGAAAAUACACGAUCGGACUGGGUCAAAGUCGAAUGGGCUUCUGUUCGGAUCGGGAAGAUGUUAACUCUUUGUGUUUGACCGUCGUGAACAAUUUGUUGGAGCGUCAUAAUAUCCCACACUCGAAAAUCGGAUACCUUGAAGUGGGCACUGAAACCAUCGUCGAUAAGUCCAAGAGUGUUAAAACAGUGUUAAUGCAGUUGUUCAAACCAGCAGGUGUUACCAAUCUAGAAGGUAUCGAUACUACUAAUGCUUGCUACGGUGGAACUGCUGCUUUGUUCCAUGCUUGGAAUUGGGUUGAGUCUUCCAGUUGGGAUGGUCGUUUGGCUCUGGUAGUCUGUGCAGACAUUGCCGUUUAUGCUCAAGGAUCAGCAAGACCAACCGGAGGAGCAGGAGCCAUUGCUAUGCUGGUUGGCCCUAAUGCACCUCUUGUUCUGGAUCGUGGUCUUCGUUCUACUUUUAUGGAUCAUGCCUACGAUUUCUAUAAGCCAGACCUCAGUUCCGAAUAUCCAGUGGUGGAUGGCAAAUUGUCUAUCCAAUGCUAUCUGGGCGCUCUGGAUAACUGUUACCAAUUGUACAGGAAAAAGUACACCCAACAAAACCCCGAUGCCAAUGUGAAUCUGGAUGUGUUUGAUGCCGUUAUUUUCCACUCCCCUUACUGCAAAUUGGUGCAGAAAUCGCUCGCUCGUUUGGGCCUGAACGACUUUGUACUUACGCCAGAAAACGAACGCGCAGCCGCUUAUCCUGGGUUUGAGCAGUUCCAAAACGUGAAAUUAGAGGAAACAUACUUCGACCGAGAUGUGGAGAAAGCCUUCAUGACUCAUUACGCGCCAGUAUUCAAUGCCAAGACGAAGAAAUCUCUCCACUUAGCCAAUCAAGUCGGUAACAUGUACACCCCUUCUGUGUAUAGCGGAUUGGUGUCCCUGCUCGUCAACAGCGAUCUAUCCGAGCUGGCAGGCAAAAGAGUCGGUGUCUUCUCGUACGGAUCCGGCCUUGCCUCAUCGAUGUACUCCAUUUCCAUCACUAGCGAUACCCAAGCCUUGGGUGCCUUCAAAACCCAUCUGAAUUAUGUCCUGCCACUGUUGGAGUCCCGACAAAAGGUUGCCCCCGAAGACUUCACCAAACUGAUGGAAGUUCGCGAAAAGAACAAUCACGCUGCUCCCUACGAACCGUCCGGAAGCGUUGACGUUCUCUUCCCAGGAACCUUCUACCUUCAAUCCGUCGACAAAAUGCAUCGACGUGUGUACGAAAAGGUUCCCCCGAAAUCUACGCAAACAAAUUGUACUUCCUAGUGCCCUUGGUUAAGCUUUUCUAGACGAAGCGUAGAGAACGGAAGGCUGGGUUUUCCUCUCGUUUUGGGCUUAUGAUGUAUGAAAGAAACUGUUAUUUAUUCUUUGUGAAGGUCUAAUCUUACGCCGUGGCUUCAUGUACAAUAAUAGAUAUGACAAAAUGCGUCAGGUGGAGAAGUUUUUUUCUAAGUUUAGCGUCGAAUUAUUAAAUCUCAAUUUAAAGCAAAUUGUUGUCUAUAGCCUUGCUUAUAAAUGUUAUACGUUCAUCUUGCACAUCGUAGACAAUAAAACUACCUGGACAGCCAGUUUAUUCCCCCUCAAUUACUCAAUUCUGCUAGAAGACUGAUAAGUCAUUCAUAGAUUUAAUCUUGAUUUCCUGAAUACUUAAAAUGUAGCUAGUAACUAACUACCAACCGAAUCAACCAAAAAAGCGAAUUCAAGCAACAGGGGCAUCUAUAAAGUACGUACUCUUGUCUCACAAUCCUACAAUAAUAGUGUUAAAACGAACAAAAAACUGAACGGAAGCCGACCUAGCAGUUGGAAGAUAUCUCUUAACAAUUAGAUUUCCGCUAAUUUUCUACGCAUGUGAAAUCAGAAACAAAUAACGAAACUCAAAGUUUAUAUCGAAGAACAAAAAGUUAAUUAUAAAUUUGCAAUAAAGAAAAAGCAUUGUCGUCUUGUAUGGGAUACUUUAUAAAAAAAAA